UGAUAAAAAAUUGAAAAGAAAUUAGGUUUUAAUCAAUGAAGUAACAAAAAGAGGAAUGUGAACCUAAUUUCUCCUUAAAAGAUAUCUCACAAGUGGAAUGAGGAUAAGGUUUGAGGCAUUGAAACUGUAUGUGGGAAGAUAGACUAAAUAAAUUUAAAUUCAUUAUAUCUAGAGCAAAUUAAAGUCUUCUUCUAUCUUACCAAAAAAAUAAAAUAAAUAAAUAAAUAAAACGGGAGAAGGAGAAGUUUUCUCUUCUAUAUAUGAUACUACGAAGUGGUUCUUUUUUUCUCCACCCACUGGGAGUGUCAUGGAUUUUCUUUCCACUACCAUAGCAAUAAGCACAGCACUAGUAAUUUUUGCUAUAGUUAGGACUAGACUAUGUACUGAAAAGAAAAAGAGGUAUCAUCCUGUGGUCACAACUUGCGUACACACCCUCAUCAACUUCAACCGGCUGCAUGAUUAUAUCGCUGAGUUCGGACACAAAAACAAAACUUUCAGAGCGCUUAACUUAAUUGUAAAUUAUGUUUUCACUGUAGAUCCUGCAAAUGUUGAAUACAUUCUCAAAACAAACUUUGCAAACUAUGGCAGGGGGUUGUACAGCUACAACAUAUUGGCAGAUGUUGUGGGUGACGGGAUCUUCGGUGUUGAUGGUGAAAAAUGGCUACAUCAAAGGAAGUUAUCUAGCUAUGAACUAUCAACAAAAGUCGUGAAAGACUACAGCAAUGAAGUUUUCAAAACCGAUGGAGUAAAACUUGCUGGGAUAGUUUCUGAAGCGGCAAGAUGCGGCCAAGCAAUAGAGAUCCAAGAUUUGUUUAUGAAAGCGGGGUUAGAUUCAAUCGUCAAGAUUCUGCUUGGAAUCGAACUAGACACCUUGUACGGGACAAAUGAAGAAGGCACCCGAUUUUCGCAUGCUUUCGAUGAAGCAAACGAACUUACCCUAUAUCGUUAUGUUGAUUUCUCCUGGAAGAUCAAACGGUUCUUAAACAUUGGAUCAGAAGCAGUGCUAAAGAAUAAUAUCAAAGUGAUAGAUCAAUUUCUUUACAAAUUAAUCAACAGAAAGAUUGAGAUUGCCCAUAAUUCAUCAGAAGACGAGCUACCAGCUGCAUCAAGGAGAGGAGACAUUAUUUCAAGACUUUUGGCAGUGAGAGAGACCGAUCCAAAGUACUUGAGAGACUUGAUUUUCAGUCUCUUUGUUGCCGGCAAAGACUCAACGGCUAGCAAUCUUUCAUGGUUUGUUUAUUUGCUUUGCAAGCACCCUCAUAUACAGGAAAAGGUUGCAAGGGAAGUUAGGGAAGCAACAAAUCUGAAAGACGAUUCAAGCAUUGAUGGGCUUGCAGACAGUCUUAGUGAAGAAGCCCUUAACAAAAUGCAAUACCUCUUUGCAGCUUUGACUGAGACACUCAGGCUCUACCCUUCAGUUCCACUGAAUGCGAAGAUUUGUUCAUCUGAUGAUACAUGGCAAGAUGGAUUUAGUGUCAAGAAAGGGGAUAUGGUGGGGUACCAUGCUUAUAGCAUGGGUAGGAUGAAAUAUCUAUGGGGUGAUGAUGCAGAAGAAUUUCGGCCAGAGAGAUGGCUCAACGAAGAUGGCAUUUUCCAGCAUGAAAGCCCUUUCAAAUUCACAGCCUUCAGCGCGGGUCCAAGGAUUUGUGUAGGGAAGGACAUUGCUCAUAGAGAGACGAUGAUCUUUUCUGCUGUGCUUUUAGGGAGCUUCAUAUUUAACUUAAGUGAUGAGAACAAAGUAGCCCAUUACACGACCAAAUUUACCCUCCACAUUGAUGGGGGCCUUUAUGUUCAUGCUUCUCCUAGAUUUGCGCAUCCAUGACCAACCUUAGAGAAGCGCUACUAUAUACGCUAUAUCAUUGAAUGUGUAACCUAUUCAUGUAUCUCAGUUGUUGCUUAACUGCUGCGGUCUCUAGGGUUCGCUACCUCUGUUGGAUGUCAGCCCCAAUAUUCUUCCACAAAGUACUAGAUUAUAGAACAAGCGGUUUUACUA
Messenger RNA from Pyrus x bretschneideri (Chinese white pear), 1993 nucleotides. RefSeq names its product cytochrome P450 704C1-like. Gene Ontology annotation, molecular function: heme binding; monooxygenase activity; iron ion binding. The transcript has 6 exons. The coding region runs from base 308 to 1822 and encodes 504 amino acids. Lineage: Eukaryota; Viridiplantae; Streptophyta; Magnoliopsida; Rosales; Rosaceae. The record is from RefSeq and is a predicted model, not a curated record.